Messenger RNA from Patiria miniata (bat star), 2513 nucleotides. Its product is annotated as solute carrier family 2, facilitated glucose transporter member 5-like. Bases 176 to 1708 code for a protein of 510 amino acids. NCBI's taxonomy places the organism in Eukaryota, Metazoa, Echinodermata, Asteroidea, Valvatida, Asterinidae. Gene Ontology annotation, cellular component: membrane. The transcript has 13 exons. Gene Ontology annotation, biological process: monosaccharide transmembrane transport. Gene Ontology annotation, molecular function: hexose transmembrane transporter activity. The record is from RefSeq and is a predicted model, not a curated record.
GUACUCGUCACAGAUGGCAACCAACAGUGGUUCACAGUCCAAUCCCUAUUGACUACCGACACCGUGCACGAGGGUUGUUUCGCAUUUUCAACCUCAGAGAUCCGUGUCGAAUCUGUGGUGAGACCCGUAGCUAAAGAAAAUAUCGAAAAGGUUUUCCAUUUUCCACUUUACAACCAUGGAUGAGAAGCCAGACAAGUUUGGUGAGAGGGCAGUCAAGUUCGAUGAGGAACCGCUACUACGACCGGGGAAAGCGACGGUAUGGCUGGGGUUGUCCACAUUCUCCGUGUCGGUGGGAUCCUCCUUGCAGUUCGGCUACGGGACCGGUGUGCUGACGGCACCCUUGGGCUUUGGGUACAUCAAUGAUUUUUACAACGCGUCCAACUAUCAGCGUCGAGAGGACUACAUUGACUCGGGCACCAUGACGUGGUUGAUCGCCUUCACCACAUCCCUCUACUGCGUUGGCGGUGCUUUCGGUGCGCUCCUCGGCGGUAAACUUGCCGACAUCCUCGGCAGGAAGGGCGCCCUCCUCCUCAACAAUAUCUUCUCCAUUGCAGCUGCGCUGAUGUUCGGGUUCUGCGGCGCCGAAUUCGCCAACAGUUUCGAGUUGGUUAUGCUGGCACGAAUCGUUAUCGGAUUCAUGGUCGGUUGUUCCAUCACCAUCGUGCCCCUGUAUUUGGCCGAGAUCGCCCCUGUCAAUCUACGGGGAGCCAUCGGCACCUGCCACCAGCUUGCAAUCACCAUCGGCAUUCUCCUCUCGCAGGCGUUCGGUUUGUUUGUGUUGAACAAACCAGACCAGUGGCCCAUCCUGUUAGCCCUGACCGGUGUGUUCUCAGCCAUUGAGAUCCUGACGCUGCCCUUCUGCCCUGAGAGUCCCCGCUGGCUGCUCAUCAACAAGAACAAACCGGAGAAAUGCAGAGCAGCCCUGAUCAGGUUGAGAGGGGAUGACGACGUGGACGAUGAGAUUACGGAGAUGAAAGAAGAGGCUUACAAGGAAUCAUCAGUGCAAAAAGUGGGCAUGUGGGCCGUCGUCACCGCUAGAGAUCCUACAUGGAAGAUGCCAUUGAUUAUAAGUGUGGUGCUGCAUGCCGCUCAGCAGUUUUCUGGAAUCAAUGCUGUGAUGUUCUAUGCAACCUACAUCUUCAAACAAACAGGCAUGUCAGAUGAAGAGGUUUCUUAUGCAACUGUUGGAUUGGGCGGUGUCAAUGUUUUCAUGACUAUUGUCGCGGUCUUUGUCGUUGAGCGUAUAGGACGCCGUAAGCUCCUGCUAUUCCCCUUCGGCAUAAUGGCCAUUGCCACAGCAUUGCUAACUGUGUCCCUCAACCUGCAGAGUUCCUUUGACUGGAUGCGCUGGCUUAGUCUGGUGUUCAUCUUCAUGUACAUCAUUAACUUUGCCAUCGGACCUGGACCUAUCCCUUUUGUGAUUGUUCCCGAGCUGUGGGCCCAGGGGCCUCGCCCUGCUGCCAUGUCCCUCUCUGUCCAAGUCAACUGGUGGUGCAACUUCAUCGUUGGUCUCUCCUUCCCGUUUAUUCAGGAGGGUAUCGGGGCCUACACCUUCUUGGUCUUCAUGGGAUUCCUCAUUGUCAGCACCAUCUUCAUCUUCUUCUUCAUCCCUGAGACCAGGAACAGGACCUUCGAGGACAUCUCCUCCAGUUUUGGAAAGAAGAAGGAGGUGAACCAGAAUGAGUACGAGCUUCAAGACCAGCGUUAGACAGCGAAGGGCAUCUCAAAAGCACAGAGUAUUUUUAUCAUUGUUGUCUGGGUCCCAUUUCAUAGCGUCUUAAACAAUUUGCAUCAGUUUGCACAAGUUUCAACCGAGAACCAGUCAAAAGAUAUGUCCAUCACAUGACUUUUUGGCUGGUUACCUGUUUGCUUGGUAAAUAUUUCCCAUCAUUAAAUUGGCAAGCUCAGCAAAUUGGAUUGCCAAACAGCUUUGUGUACAGAAAUGUAUUAAAGUGUCUCAUGAUUGUGAAAUAAAUUGGCAUGUGCAGUUAAACCUAUGACAGCGCAGGGUGGGCUGCAAAGUGUUUGGGAGAUCACCAACUGUUGAAAUAAUCAAAGAAAUUUGUCAAGCAAUUGUGCAGCUAAAGUGUUGCACUCAGCGCCUUCUCAUCAUGGAACCCAAUGCCAAUGACACAGUGGGUUCCAAAACAGAGAUCAUUAACCCUUUUGGUGUGAACAUGAAGAGCAACUCCUUGUGAUCGGACAUACGACUCAAGUCAGGAAUUCUAAUUUAAUCACAAGUAACAGAAUGAAUACAGAGAUUAUGAUAAUCCAAUUUAAUGUUUUUACAAGACGCACAUGUGCCGCUCACGCGGUCGUCCUGAAGUCCGCUGUUCCAACCAACCUUUAGUCACUGUAGUGCCUGAAACCGCCCUGCCUAUUACUCAUUUGUAGCACCCCAAACUGCCUGAGCACACUCUUAAGUUUUAAAAUUAAAAUCUGUUGUUUUCUUGAUAAUACCAUUACAUUUUGUGUAUUUUUACCACCUUAAAGGGAAUAUACAUGAUUGGCUU